Molecule: messenger RNA, 1869 nt
Organism: Microdochium trichocladiopsis
Lineage: Eukaryota; Fungi; Ascomycota; Sordariomycetes; Xylariales; Microdochiaceae
Exons: 2
Coding region: 264-1514 (416 amino acids)
Source: RefSeq, a predicted model, not a curated record
GGCCCUGAAAAGCAGUCCUCCCCAUUGCCCUCGCAGCAUAAGUCCAGGCUUGCACCGUCUUUCCUCCUCCCACCAGGAGGCCUGCCUACAACACCACCCAGCUUCUUGACUUUACUUUACAGGUCUCUCUCAUCCAUCCUCGGCCCUGCUAUUCAACACGGAUCGUUUCUUAUCCACCCGAGGCAGAACGACAAAGACGACAACUUUGUCUGAUACAAGCCUCUCGUUUGUUCCCGGGGCUCAGACUGACCCUUGUCAUCGCCAUGUCCAUCCUCGGCAAGAUCAAGCUCGGCAAGAGCCAGUCCAAGGAGAAGAAGGAGCAAGAAGCACAGAAGGCCAAAGACGAGGCACAAAAGCCCAAGUAUGUUCACGUACCGAGCCAUGCGGCUGCUGAUGCAAUGACGGGUGCUCCUCCUUGCUGGGCCGCCGAAGACCGGCCACGCAUCCUGGCCGCCAACCAGCAGCGCAUCUCGAGAGACGCAAGCCGCCUCAGCUUGCCCUCGAUCCCUCGUGUUCAAAGCUCCCUAUCAUACGUCACAUAUCCAGCAAGCGAGGCAAGCCCAGUUGUGGCAUUGCAAAAGAACUAUAGCUACAGCAGCAUGCCUGGCACUUCCGCUUGGGCAAGCCGGGCACCCUCCCUGGUCGAGUCCCGACACAGAGCACGUUACCCCGGAAGCAGUGGACAGGACGUCGUUCCUCCCAUGCCGAGGCGUAAGCACAACAGAACACUGUCUGGCCCCUCAAGUCUGUAUGGGCGAGGCACUUCUGCAAAUACUAGUGUGGCAAGUGUCGAGUCUGGGCUUGAGAUGUGGUCGAGGAAGCAAGCUCCUGUGCUUCUCCCAGCCACUAGAGGCAUCUCUGACCUGAGCGCUUCCGGAGCGUCUCAGUCUCGGCCAACCAUGGCUCGACGCAGCACAACCGACACGAGAUCGACCACACGCAGCGCUCGCCGAGUGAGCCCGUUGAACCCCGCGGCCCUUAUGGCCAAAUCUGUCGAGCCUCCUCUUGCAACCGGCUCUUCCCAAGCAACGACGUCCAACUCAUCAUUCACUUCAGAAUCGCCAUCAGAGCGCUCAGAAGAAGCCAUUGAUUCCACGGCACCAAGCUCCAUCGCGAGAACCCCAGAUUUGGCCACAACCAGGAAGGAGUAUGAGCCACCAACGGGCACCAAGCUGGCGGAGGCUCUCUCCGAUGAGAAGACUGCACUGGAGGAGUCGGCCCCCCGCCACACUCGUGCAGCCUUCUGGAAGAACAAGAAGCAUUCUGCCGAUGCAAGCCGUGGUCGUGACGAGACAUCGCCGAAAGAUGUGAGCGUCUCUCGGAAGCCCGAGAUUGCGACAGCUUCGAAGCACGCAAUGUCGGCAAAAGAUACCGAGGUGACUGAGCUGCCGACCAAGGAGUACAAGGCGGCCAAUGGAGCAAAGAAGUCGAAUGCUCGUGAACAGCGCAAUGCUGAAGGCAAGAAGAAGCGUUGGGCCUGGUUCAACAAAGACACAGCAGUUGUGUCGGCUUAAUGACAAGACAGUAAGCAUCGCAGGGCUGACUUUCCACAUUGGUGUGCAUCACUUGUAGCAUUUUCCCUUUGUUCACGCUUUGUUUCGUCGUCUCUUGGAAGUCGGGAAUGUUUCCAGAAGGGCAUGUCGAUAAUCUGACCGAUGCAUUCCCAUGGGUUUUGCUUAGAAGCCAGGAGUUUGAGGAGUUCGUACCAUUGGUUAUUGCUACACUCACAAGCGUCGUCAUGGGACAUAAAAGAUGAUAGCACAAUGCCUUCGAGCUAUAGAAAAGUGGUUAUUCUAUAUUCUCGUGAUUUCAUGUAUGCGGUGUAUUCUGAACAAGGCUGUUCUGUGAAUUGUUGUUCCAGCGGUUGAG